AUUUGAUGCUGCCCCUGUCGUAGUAAUUCAGCUUCUUCAACUAAAAAUGCAGGUACUCAGCAUAAAAGCCUCCUCCCCUCCCCCCCAUCCAUACCCAUACCCAUACUCAACUCACACCACCACCACCACCAAACAAUCAUCUCCCCCCCAAAAUGCCAAUUAUAAACCUGACCUUGCUACAUCUCUCCACGGCCCUCCUUCCAACCUCAACCCCCACCGCAAUUCCAACAUCCCACCACCUCCACACCCACCUCACAACCACAACCCACCCCAAAACAAUCAGCAUCUACACCCAACUCGAAGACCCAAGCAUCAUCUACCUCCUCCAUGAGGACUCCACCACCAAGAAUCAAAUCCCCAUCACAACCCAAGCUACAAUCGAAAUCACCCACAAAUCCACCCACAGAAUCGACCUCGACCUCCCAGCCCAGACCCUCCCACUGACCGCCCCCGUCCUCGCGAUAGGUCGGUACUUCAUCCGACGUGGCCAACGCGCCGAGUUCCAGCGGACGUUUGAGGCGAGCAAAGCCCAUCUUGAGGCGUUCACGGGUCCGUAUCCGCUGGUGGGCGGGUGGGUUGCUGGGGGUGAAGGGGGUGAUAGGGAGGAUACAGCAGAUACAGACGACGGGGCAGCGGAGUUUGUUCUGUUUAGUGGGUGGGAUACUGUUGAGAGGCAUUUUACGUUUGCGGAGACGGAGGGGUUCAGGGAGUUUAUGAGGAUCAAGGAGUUUAUGGAGGGGGCGGAGAUUAAGCAUGCUGUGAGGUGGGAAGGGGGUGUUUGAGGGUUGUGUUUGUUGUGUCGUUGUGGAAUUAGGUAUUGUGUAUAUUAGGUGCUGUGGUGGUUAAGGAUCUCAACUCUUACUUAUACAGUGUGGUACUAUGCUCAGCGUGAUAUUAUGCCGUUAGAACAGUGCUAGACAGCACAAGGCAGAUCCAC
This is a messenger RNA of Aspergillus aculeatus ATCC 16872, 937 nucleotides long. RefSeq lists its product as uncharacterized. The record is from RefSeq and is a predicted model, not a curated record. NCBI's taxonomy places the organism in Eukaryota, Fungi, Ascomycota, Eurotiomycetes, Eurotiales, Aspergillaceae. Bases 153 to 782 code for a protein of 209 amino acids. The transcript has a single exon.